Molecule: messenger RNA, 2193 nt
Organism: Pocillopora damicornis (cauliflower coral)
Lineage: Eukaryota; Metazoa; Cnidaria; Anthozoa; Scleractinia; Pocilloporidae
Molecular function (GO): oxidoreductase activity
Source: RefSeq, a predicted model, not a curated record
UCUUAAAGCUUUCUUCACGGCAUCUUAACGGAUUCGUAAAUUUAUCAGUUCAUGCUGUGUCUUAGGUCUUAGCUUUCGUGACACCCGACUUAAUGACUACAUUUGCUUACGUAUAAUAGGAGAUUCUAAGAUACCCAAUAACGCAACGACUUAACGGCUACUUUUUAACCAAUAAAUAUCAUUUUCAUCAAACAGGUUAUGUCAACGUUUGCCUUUACGUUGGCCUGGAGGCAGUCAUCUCGGUUCUGUCAUAUCAGGCCGAUCAAACAUGCCACUUCUAAUGUCUUGUCUACAAAAACAAGUUCAGUAACAGGCAGCAUUUUUGAGCGAAUUCCUAAAGAGGAGCUGGCACCGAAAACCAGACCACGGGUGCGAAACAGAGAGUUUCUCCCAGGCUCAACGGGUGACGGAUUCCCAGAGUACUUGGCAGAGCCAAGUGACUCUUUCCCGCACGGAGUGCGCGUCAAAACUAGAGAUCAGUCCUCACUCUUAGAAAUGGGUGCAAAUUGCAUGGAGUACAUAAAGAAGAACCUUACCGAUAGGCAGGCGAUAUUGUUCCGCGGAAUUCCAGCUGAAACAGCAGAGGACUUCUUGGCCUUAACCCAAGGAAUGCGAGGCAAGCCUCUGAGCUAUGAGGGUGGUGCUGUACCCAGACCCAAGGAACUGAAAAAUUCUGACAUCUACUUUUCCAGUGCUGAACCUGGAGCGUACACCAUCGAGUUACACAAUGAAAUGCCAUAUCUCAAGACUUUCCCCAGGAAGAUUUUCUUUUUCUGCUUAAAAGAGCCUGGCGAGAGUUGUGGUGGCGAGACUCCUUUGGCUAAAUGCAGCGACAUUGUACUCAAACUUGAUCCCGAAGUCGUAAAAAAGUUGGAGGUAAAAGGAGUCAUGUAUGUACGACAUCUGCCGGACAAAUCACGAUCAGACUACAUGCCCUGGCAGCAUCAGUUUUACACUGAAGACAGAAAGGCAGCAGAAAUAAGAGCACAGCAGCGAGGUAACACUGUAAGAUGGGACGAUAACGGUGAUAUGUACCUGACUUACACCGCGCCGGCCUUUCCUUCUCAUCCAGCAACAGGAGAAAAAAUCUGGUUCAACCAAGUAACAAGUUACCACUGUACUUACUCGAAAGCACUGCCACAGUACAAAGGUUCUCAUCUCCCGGAUGAGAAAUAUCCCCAUAACACCUAUUAUGGAGACGGAAGUGACAUCGAACCGGAAGUGUUACAACACCUCAGAGCAGUUUCAUGGUCAUGCGCAGUUGGGUUUCGAUGGAAGAAGGGUGACUUAAUAGCGCUUGAUAAUCUUAACGUUCAGCAUGGACGAAUGGCCUUCAAGGGAGAGAGAAAAUUACUGGUGCAUAUGACGGCAGACUGAACCUACCCUUCACCUUGAGUUUUAGUUUGAAGAGGGAUUAUAAUUAAUGAUCAAGUAAAAGUUGUCAGUUUUUUAGUUUUUCGACUAAGUUAGCGCACAGGAAACCCAAGUUCAUGACACUGAACGAACCCGAACGUGACACAUAGCGGCAGUGGGGGAAUGAUUUUUACGGCUAACGAUUAGGAUUUUGGCCAUUUUACAGCUAACGGUUAACCCAAAUGACACAUUGUAGAAAGAGAAAAUUUUUACAGUUAUUUUUUUUUUUUACGACUUACGAUCAAAAUUUGUCAAUUUUUACGCCUUACGAUUAAAUUUUUUAGCUGUUUUACGGUUAACAGUUAAACCAUUGAGACCAUCUUAGCGCUCUAGCGCAUAAUAAUUUUACUUAGCUUAUUUUUGAUCGAUCAGUUAUGCCGAUAAAACAAAAGACUUCGGUGAGUUUUGCGUUUUAAAACAAAUUUACAUACCAGAUUGUGUCCAUAACGUUUCCCACAGUUAAUGACUUGUAACGAGUUGAUAUACAUUCAGAGGCGGAAAUAGAAGAAUGGCAGAAAUAGCUCGAAAGUCAGUUUUCUUCGCACCUAUUAGUCAUGAAUUAUUAUAAAUAAUAAUGACAUGAUCAACAACUUAAGAAGCUCUUGAUUGUUAAACAAAUUCUCCUUUUUAUAACCUUAAGAAUUGUAUAGAAAAGGUAUGGAGCAUAUGCAUACUGAUGUUAGGGUGUAAAGGCUAAAGCUGAAUUAUAAACGCAUUUUGAUUGGUUCUUGCUUAUGAUCUAUUUGAGGACCGACAAAUAGAUGACGUCACCAUUCAUAA